AUGAAUUCUAGCUGUCUGUGGUUCAUCAUCCUCAUAAUUUGGGUGUUAACAAACUCAACAAUACUUGUGUAUUCAUUUUCAAACAAUGUCACUGAUCACCAGGCUUUGCUUUCUGUCAAGGCUUCGAUACCAAUAGACCCUUCGGGUCUGCUAAACUCGUGGAACGAUUCCAUCCACUUCUGUCAGUGGAAUGGCGUUACAUGCAGCCACAGACGGCAGAGAGUUACAGAAUUAGACCUUUCCUGGAAUCAAUUGGCUGGCACAUUGUCUUCUCAUAUUGGAAACCUCACUUUUCUGAGGGCCAUUUACCUCUAUCAGAAUCGCUUUCAUGGCUCAAUCCCCAAUGAAAUCAGCCGGCUGUCUCACCUACAAUAUCUUGAACUUGGAUACAAUGAUUUUCAAGGUGAAUUCCCUUCCAAUUUGAGUCAUUGUGUAAAUAUCAUAAACAUCAGCAUGUAUGACAACCAUCUUGAAGGAAAAUUACCUACAGUAUUUGCUUCUUGGUCCAAAAUUAAUACUAAUCUUGGAAUGAAUCGGUUUACUGGAUCAAUUCCACCUUCACUUGGGAAUCUAUCACAUCUUCAAGGUAUUGAUCUACGCAGUAACAAUCUAACAGGGGGCAUACCUUUGGAAAUUUCUCAUCUCACAAAACUAGAGAUUAUUAUAUUGUCCACAAACAGGUUGUCAGGUACGGUUCCCCUGCCACUUUACAACAUUUCGUCCCUCGCUGAGGUUGCUCUGGAUGGCAAUGAGUUAGAAGGAACACUUCCAACAGAUUUGGAUUUCACCCUUCCAAAUCUACAACAGUUAUACCUUGGAAGGAACAGAUUUUCAGGAUCGCUUCCACCAUCUAUUACCAAUAUUUCCAAUCUUGUUACUUUUGACAUAUCCUAUAACAUAUUCACAGACCCUAUACCAAUGAAUUUGGGAAGCCUUCAAAACCUUCAAGUGCUAAGUUUGAGUGGCAAUCCACUCAGAAACAGUCAGCUUUCCAAUGACUUUGGCUUCUUUGAUUCUCUAGUCAACUGUACCCAUCUAAAGGUAUUGGCCAUAGAUGAUAUUGGUUUAAGGGGGGAGAUCCCGAAUUCGAUUGCAAAUCUCUCCAUAACUCUGGAGAUGUUGGAUAUGGCCGGAAACCAAAUACACGGAAACAUACCUUAUGAAAUUGGAAAACUUGUGAACAUAACGCGACUUGCAUUGUCUGGCAACUUCUUAACAGGGUCCAUUCCAGAAUCAAUUGGAGAGCUAUCAAAGCUAGGAAGAAUAUAUCUGGGAGACAACAACAUUUCAGGAGUUAUUCCAACUUCUAUUGGCAACAUCACAAAAUUGAGUGUUCUCAGUUUACCAAAUAAUAUGCUUCAAGGAAGCAUACCUAUUGAAUUGUGCAAUAUUUCCACUCUACAGGAAGUGUUUCUUACAAACAACAGCCUUGGAGGUGUGAUACCUGAGCAAAUAGUUGGGUUUUCUUCUCAGUGUUUUGUCAUGAAUUUAGACAACAAUCUAUUCACAGGGCCACUGCCAUCAAGCAUUGGAAGCUUCAAACAACUAGUUCAACUAGAUGUUUCACGGAACAGAUUAACGGGCUACAUACCAAGUACUCUGGGUGAUUGUGUGAUGUUAGAGGCUCUACUAAUGGAAGGAAACCAGUUUGAAGGUAAAAUUCCAUCUUCUUUUAAAGCUUUAAAGAGUCUUGUGAUUCUAGAUCUCUCAAGUAAUAACAUAUCUGAGAAUAUCCCAAGAUUUUUUGAUAGUUUCAAAUUAAUUGAGUUCCUCAAUCUGUCGCACAACAAGCUUGGCAGUGAAGUGCCAAAAGGAGGUCUAUUUUCCAAUGUUAGUCAUUUUUCAGUUGUUGGAAAUUUGCGGCUUUGUGGUGGUAUUCAAGCAUUGCAAUUGCCUCCUUGUCCUGUAAAAUUCUUAAGGACAAAGAAGAAGACUACUCACCUGAAAAUAAUACUCCUCCUUGUCAUUCUGCCCCUUGCGAUCUUGUUAGCAUGUCUUACCGUACUUUUUCUUCGACAGCGAAAGUCCAAGCAAAUGAAUAUCACUGUAUCAGAGUUACAAGACAGCCGGUACCCCAAGCUUUCAUACCAAGAGCUUUUACUAGCUACAAACGAAUUUUCUCCAAAUAAUUUGCUUGGUGAAGGAAGAUAUGGUUCGGUUUACAAAGGAACUUUUGAAUCACUGGAACAGACUUUUGCUGUGAAAGUACUAAAUGCUGAGGUAAGGGGAGCCAACAAAAGCUUUUUGGCAGAGUGUGAAAUCCUGAGGAAUAUUCGCCACCGAAAUCUUAUCAAGAUCAUAACAGCAUGCUCUAGCACAGAUUUUAAAGGUAAUGAUUUCAAGGCAUUGGUUUUCGAAUUUAUGAUGAAUGGUAGUCUAGAUGACUGGUUACAUCUAAGUUCUGGGAAUGAAAGAAACUUGAGUCUGCUCCAGAGACUAAAUAUUUCCAUUGAUAUUGCAACGGGAUUAAAUUACCUACAUCAUCACGGCCACACAAGUAUCAUCCAUUGUGACAUAAAGCCAAGCAAUAUUCUUCUUGAUGAGGUUUUUGUUGCACAUGUUGGUGAUUUUGGUUUGGCGAGGUUCUGCAUGACAACAAGUGACAUCAAUCAAGUACAAAUGAGUUCAACUGGUAUCCGUGGAACUGUUGGAUAUGUUCCUCCAGAGUAUGGAAUGGGUGGGGAGAUAUCCGCAGAGGGAGACGUGUAUAGCUAUGGAAUACUUUUACUAGAGAUGUUCUCUGGGAAACGACCUACAGAAAGCAGCAUAUUAAUGGGCGAUGGUGGUAACCUUUACGACUAUGUCAAUAAGGCGCUCCCAGAUAGAGUGAUGGACAUUGCUGACCCUCGGAUUAUACUGGAUCAGGAAGAUCUUGGCUUGAUUGAGAGCCAAUCAUACAACAAGGCUACAAUGGAGGCAUGUUUGGCAUCCAUAUUUGAAGUGGGGAUACGGUGUUCAGUUGAAACACCAAGAGAACGCAUUGACAUUGCUGUCGUGAUUAAGCAGCUCCAUGUGGCAAGAGACAAACUUCUGCGGCGCAGGCAGUAACCUGGGUUUAACCUGGAAUCCCCAUGCGAUAUUAGACAUAAGCAUUUUCAUAUGUAAUCACCCAAUGUGACAAAAGAGAAUCAAUUUGUAACUCUGCAGUUCCUAUCUUUAUAUUUGUAAGUUACAAUAUGUUCUUUGCUUGAAUUAAAACAUGGCUUGAUACUCAU
This is a messenger RNA of Daucus carota subsp. sativus, 3215 nucleotides long. RefSeq names its product putative receptor-like protein kinase At3g47110. The record is from RefSeq and is a predicted model, not a curated record. Gene Ontology annotation, biological process: protein phosphorylation. Lineage: Eukaryota; Viridiplantae; Streptophyta; Magnoliopsida; Apiales; Apiaceae. The coding region runs from base 1 to 3048 and encodes 1015 amino acids. The transcript is spliced from 2 exons. Gene Ontology annotation, molecular function: protein kinase activity; protein binding; ATP binding.